AAGACCCAACGCUACGAGACUAGUGUGAAGUACACUGCAAAUCAGUAGAAAAAAAUCACAACACCCAAAACAAAAAAUGGGCAAAAAAAUGUUGGUAACACCGGUGCGCUAAAAAAGCUUGCAAACUUCACGCACCUAACCUGCGCUGGACAUCGACUCGUCCGUAUCUCUAAACUCUGGGAAAAUGUAUAUUGAUUUUUCAAAGAAAAGUCAACCGAUGUAACAAAACACCAUUCGCGGAGUGUUUAUACGCGUAGUAAAGUGCCGCGGUCGAUGUGCUGUGUCGUCAAGAUGAUGCGACGGUGUUCGUCGUCGCGUUCCGAGUGAGAUCGGAGAGAGUGUUGCGUCGCUCGGCCGUCGGCCCGGAGCCCGGCCGCGGCCAGGGCCUGGGCGCGCCAUGGACGCCGGCGCUGCUGACCCGCUGCGAGUGGCCAGGCCGUGAGUAUCAUGUCUCGUUGCCCGCACCCAUCGCUUACAGCGUGCUGUGGACGUUCCGCCCGCGUUCUUACGUCGUGGAUUAUUUCGGUCCCCGCGAGCCCAUCCGAGGUUGCGAAACGGCCCGUCCGCGCUCGUUUCUCGCUCGCGCCGAGCGGACAUUCUCUCGCUCGUGCGGUCGCGGCGUCACGGCCUCCGCGUUGCGCCAUUUCGAAACGGUCGCAUCGUCCGCUCGCGCUAGUGCUGCAAGGCGAGGACACCGCGGCCAGCGCUGAUAGCGAUCGAGCUGUGAGCGCGGCGGCCGAGCGUGACCGCCUCCGCCCGCUCAGCCUCAGUGCCACCCGUAUGAAUGACUCGGCCAGCCGGGAUCGUAAAUCAGAAUCGUGUUUACAGUUUUUGCGGGGCGCACGAAACCUGUCGCGCCGCCCCCGAGACAAAGGGCGGCGCGAGAGGCGCUCGGCCUCGGCGCGGCUCGACCGUGGCGCUCACCAAACGCCCGAGUGAAUUAUGGCUAGGUGCAUAUAACCCGUGUACUACACAUACCUAACAUACGCGCCUACCUAUCUAUAGCUAUAUGCAGCGAAGGCUGCGAGUAUGUACCUACCUACUCAAACAAAGCAUUUUGCCCACAAAUCCAUACUGCUAGCCUCGUACGGGCAGCGUUCGCGUUCUUUGUAAAAUUUCGUGCGAAUCCGCGACGGGGGUGAUGUCAUGUGUGUGUAUGUCGUCUUAGCUAACAUCUGGGCGUUUGUCAAUUGUUAAUAUUAGUGUGCAUUUUGAGGUUAGGUUGUGACUGUGUCUCUGAGUGACCCAGGACAGGCCACCGCGGAGCCCCGGCCGGCGGAGCACUGCUGGUGCAGUCUGUGUGGCUGGAGGAGGGCGAAGAGAAGCCGAAGCCGACAGAGAACCAAGACGACGGGUACGAGACGAGUAACAGCGGCGAGGCGGCGCGUCGCAAGCCCUCCAGCGCUGAGGGCUCGCCGGCGCCGCCUGCUGAACCCUCGCCACCGCCAGACCCACCCUACGAGCCGCUCAUGCGGCACUACGAGCCCGAGCCGGAGCCCUACCGGCACUUCGAGCCGCCCGCGCCGCCUCCCCCGCAGCCCGAGCCGCAGUACCAGCACUUCCCGUUCCCCAAGUAUGGCGGCGACCCGUACGCGUUCAAGCGCGAGCCCGAGGUGCCGUACGACAUGAGCCAGCACCACCAGUACGCGCCCACGGGCAAGCGCGACGACGACAUGUACAACGGCAUCAAGCGUGAGUGCGAGGACCCCUACUCCUUCGUGGAGGAGGAGGCCAUGUGCGCCAUGCUGGCCCAGCCCCAGCACCACGCCGUGCCGCCGCACCUGCAGCACCACGAGCACCACGCGCACAUGAUGCAUCCUCAGCAGAUGAUGCUCAACCAGCCCAAGAAGCGCGGCCGCAAGAAAAAGAUCAAGGACGAAAACGGCAUGGAGCUGAAGGCGGAGGCCGGCAUGGAGGGCGCGCUGGUGCCGCGCCCCGUCAAGGAGCGCAAGAAGCACGACCGGUUCAACGGCAUGAGCGAGGAGGAGGUCUCCCGCCGCACUCUGCCCGACCACCUCGCGGAGAACCUCGACAUCAUCAUUAUCGGCAUCAACCCGGGUCUGUUCGCGGCGUACAAGGGACACCACUACGCGGGCCCCGGGAACCACUUCUGGAAGUGUCUGUACCUCUCCGGCCUCACAAGGGAACAGAUGAGCGCUGACGAAGACUACAAGCUGCUGAACUUCGGCAUCGGGUUCACGAACAUGGUGGCGCGGCCGACGAAGGGCAGCGCGGACCUGACGCGGCGCGAGAUCAAGGAGGGCUCCGCCAUCCUGCUGGAGAAGCUGCAGACGUUCCGGCCCAAGGUGGCCGUGUUCAACGGCAAGCUCAUCUACGAGGUGUUCUCCGGGAAGAAGGACUUCUGCUUCGGCAAGCAGCCCGACACCAUCGCCGGCACUAACACCUACAUGUGGGUGAUGCCGUCGUCGUCGGCGCGCUGCGCCCAGCUGCCGCGCGCCGCCGACAAGGUGCCCUUCUACGCGGCGCUGAAGAAGUUCCGCGACUACCUCAACGGGCUGGUGGCGCACGUCGACGAGGCCGAGCUGGUCUUCCCCGACAACACCAGCCGCCGCCCGCAGGAGGAGAUGGAGAUCCGACGACUGACGAUGGAGCCGGAGCCGGGCGACACCAUCAUCCUGGAGGACGGCACCGAGGUGCCGCUGAAGAAGAAGCGAGGCCGGCCCAAGAAGGUGAAGCUGGAGAACGGCGAGGUCGCGCCCGCCGCGCCGCGCCAGCCGCGCGCGCCGCGCCCGCCGCCCGCGCUGGACGCGCACGACCAGCCGCCCAAGAAGAAGCGCGGCCGGCCCAAGAAGAUCCGCCCCGACGACCCGCACUACCUGCUGCAGCAGCAGGCGCCGCCGCUGCAGGCGCUGCACGACGCGCCCGCCGCGCCCCCCUACCUGGCGCCCGCAGACUUCUACCCCCACCACCACCAGCAGCUGGCGCCCGACCAGCCCAACUACUUCCAGCAGCAGCAACCCAACUCCGAGAGCGGUAUGGGCGGCAUGGAGUCGUCCGGGCUGGACGUGGGCGGCGGGGGCGGCGGCGGCGGAGGGGGCAACAUGCUGGGUGGCAUGGCGCGCGGGUAUGGCUCGCCCGGCGCGUACGCUGCGUCCCCGCGCGGCGUAUACGCCAGCCCGCGUAGCCAGGGCUACUCGCCCAGCCCCGCGCGCCCCGCAGGCACCCCGCAACCACAGGUACACCACGUCUCUCUGCUAAUUGUCUUCUUGUCAUCUCUCUACUUUACUUUCUAUUAUUUCCCAUAGAAACGUGCAAUGAUAUAAGAAUUCAUUGGAGUUCUUUUUUUAAUUAUAUUUGUUUUUG
Spodoptera exigua (beet armyworm) is the source of this 3324-nucleotide messenger RNA. Lineage: Eukaryota; Metazoa; Arthropoda; Insecta; Lepidoptera; Noctuidae. The record is from the annotation of a GenBank genome assembly.